Messenger RNA from Juglans microcarpa x Juglans regia, 1800 nucleotides. RefSeq names its product CBL-interacting serine/threonine-protein kinase 23-like. The coding region runs from base 159 to 1529 and encodes 456 amino acids. Gene Ontology annotation, biological process: signal transduction; protein phosphorylation. NCBI's taxonomy places the organism in Eukaryota, Viridiplantae, Streptophyta, Magnoliopsida, Fagales, Juglandaceae. Gene Ontology annotation, molecular function: ATP binding; protein kinase activity. The record is from RefSeq and is a predicted model, not a curated record. The transcript has 16 exons.
CCUGCAAGAAGAAGAGGUCUUGAUCCGUAAGCUCUACAGAGAGCGGAAUUCGAUUCUAGAGAGGAAGGGUUUUAGAGGGAGAGUGAGGGGGGAGAAACUGAGGAAGUGAAGGGAUUCGAUUGUUGAGUGGAGUGAUUGUGAGGUUGGAGAGGGAGAAGAUGGCGUCACGGUCCAGUAAUAACAGCAGGACACGCGUGGGGAAGUACGAGCUGGGUCGGACCCUGGGCGAGGGAAAUUUCGCCAAGGUCAAGUUCGCUCGGAACGUCGAGACCGGAGAGAAUGUGGCAAUCAAGAUUCUCGACAAAGAAAAGCUUCUCAAGCACAAGAUGAUCGUCCAGAUUAAACGUGAAAUCUCAACUAUGAAACUGAUAAGACACCCAAAUGUUAUCCGUAUGUACGAGGCAAUGGCUAGCAAGACGAAGAUAUACAUUGUUUUGGAAUUUGUGACUGGCGGAGAACUUUUUGACAAAAUUGCAAGUAAAGGGAGGUUGAAGGAAGAUGAAGCUAGAAAGUAUUUUCAGCAACUUAUCGAUGCUGUGGACUACUGUCAUAGCAGAGGCGUAUUUCAUAGAGACCUAAAGCCAGAGAAUUUACUGCUGGAUGUUAAUGGAGUUCUUAAGGUUUCAGAUUUUGGAUUGAGUGCGCUACCACAACAAGUUCGAGAAGAUGGGUUGCUCCAUACAACAUGUGGUACGCCAAAUUAUGUUGCUCCAGAGGUGAUCAACAACAAAGGCUAUGACGGAGCAAAGGCAGAUCUGUGGUCAUGCGGUGUGAUUCUUUUUGUCUUAAUGGCUGGCUAUUUACCUUUUGAAGAAUCCAACCUCGCAGCAUUAUAUAAAAAGAUAUUCAAGGCUGACUUCACAUGUCCCCCAUGGUUCUCCUCAAGUGCAAAGAAACUAAUUAAAAGAAUUCUGGACCCUAGUCCCUCAACACGGAUUACAAUUGCUGAGGUCAUUGAGAACGAGUGGUUUAAGAAAGGAUACAUGCCGCCUAGUUUUGAGGAACCUGAUGUCAGUCUUGUCGAUGUGGAUGCUAUCUUCAAUGAAAUAGGAGAUUCCAGAGAGCUUGUUGUUGAGAGGCGGGAAGAAGGGCCCGUGGCACCAGUCACCAUGAAUGCAUUUCAGCUCAUCUCUACAUCUCAGGGCCUCAACCUCAGUAGUCUCUUUGAGAAGCAGAUGGGCUUUGUUAAAAGGGAAACAAGAUUCACAUCCAAAUCUCCUGCUAACGAGAUAAUCUCAAAAAUUGAGCAAGCAGCAAUGCCUCUUGGUUUCAAUGUAAAGAAAAGUAACUUCAAGUUGAAGCUUCAUGGUGAAAAAACUGGACGUAAAGGUCAUUUAGCUGUGGCAACGGAGAUUUUUGAGGUGGCGCCUUCACUCUACAUGGUUGAGGUUCGCAAGUCUAGAGGAGAUACACUAGAAUUUCACAAGUUCUAUAAGAGUCUCGCAGCUGGGCUGAAAGAUAUUGUUUGGAAAACUGAUGAUGAAUCAGAGGCAAGAAAAGAAGAUGAAGGUGUUGUAGCAUCUGGAUAAGGGGUUGUUUCAUCUGGCAUUUAUGUUGUGAUUGUUUUCCCUGAGCUUCCGGUUGAAAUUACUCGAAUUGAUAUAUUAUGGUUUGCAGUGUUGCAUCUUGAGUGUGUCGUCUUGAUCACUUGGCCCUCUGAUUCUGAACUGGGUUCUUAAGACACUGUGGAUGUUUCUUCUUUGUUCAAUUGGGUAUCAUCUCUCUCUUAUAUUUUUGUGAAAAAAGUUGAUGUACCCAAUUGUGGUUGGGAUUGGAGUAUUAAGUUGGUAUUACUUCUCA